Molecule: messenger RNA, 3536 nt
Organism: Condylura cristata (star-nosed mole)
Lineage: Eukaryota; Metazoa; Chordata; Mammalia; Eulipotyphla; Talpidae
Gene: TBC1D13
Product: TBC1 domain family, member 13
Exons: 11
Coding region: 201-1175 (324 amino acids)
Biological process (GO): activation of GTPase activity; intracellular protein transport
Molecular function (GO): GTPase activator activity
Source: RefSeq, a predicted model, not a curated record
CAGAUUUCCAGGACGUCCUGAAGGAGCCCACGAUUGCCCUGGAAAAGCUUCGGGAUCUCAGUUUUAGCGGCAUCCCCUGUGAGGGCGGACUGCGGUGCCUCUGCUGGAAGAUUCUCCUGAACUACCUCCCCUUGGAGAGAGCCGCAUGGACCUCCAUCCUGGCCAAGCAGAGGGAGCUGUAUUCUCAGUUCCUGAGGGAGAUGAUCAUCCAGCCUGGUAUUGCCAAGGCCAACAUGGGUGUGUCCAGGGAGGAUGUGACCUUUGAGGACCACCCCCUCAACCCCAGCCCUGACAGCCGGUGGAACACAUACUUCAAGGACAACGAGGUGCUGCUGCAGAUCGACAAAGAUGUCCGGAGGCUGUGCCCAGAUAUAUCCUUCUUCCAGAGGGCCACCGAGUACCCAUGCCUCCUCAUCCUGGACCCCCAGAAUGAGUUCGAGACCCUUCGUAAGCGGGUGGAACAGACAACGCUGAAGUCCCAGACAGUGGCCCGGAACCGUAGCGGGGUGACAAAUAUGAGCUCCCCGCACAAGAACUCGGCGCCCUCAUCCCUGAAUGAGUACGAGGUGCUGCCCAAUGGCUGUGAGGCCCACUGGGAAGUGGUGGAGCGAAUCCUGUUCAUCUACGCCAAGCUCAACCCUGGCAUCGCUUACGUGCAGGGCAUGAACGAGAUUGUGGGGCCCCUCUACUACACCUUUGCCACUGACCCCAACAGCGAGUGGAAAGAGCACGCAGAGGCGGACACCUUUUUCUGCUUCACCAACCUCAUGGCUGAGAUCCGGGACAACUUCAUCAAGAGCCUGGACGACUCGCAGUGUGGCAUCACCUACAAGAUGGAAAAGGUGUACUCCACCUUGAAGGAUAAGGAUGUGGAGCUCUACCUGAAGCUGCAAGAGCAGAACAUCAAGCCCCAGUUCUUCGCCUUCCGCUGGCUGACGCUGCUGCUCUCGCAGGAGUUCCUGCUGCCCGACGUCAUCCGCAUCUGGGACUCGCUCUUUGCCGACGACAGCCGCUUCGACUUCCUCCUCCUGGUCUGCUGUGCCAUGCUCAUACUGAUCCGGGAGCAGCUGCUGGAAGGCGACUUCACCGUAAACAUGCGGCUCCUGCAGGAUUACCCCAUCACAGAUGUCUGUCAGAUCCUACAGAAAGCCAAGGAACUCCAAGACUCCAAGUAGUCUUGUUGCGAGAGGCCCAGGUUUGGGAGACAAGCCGCCAGCCCCGGCACCCAGGCUCUGGGAGAUGCAGAACGCUGUGGGCUCCAGCCGAGGAGAAGCUGCUGCGUGGCCAGCCCCAGGCCUUCUCACCGGUGCCCUCACCCGUGGCCGCUCCCAUGGGAGCACACUGUGCCAUGCUCCUUCCUCUCCCCGGCCCCGGCGCCUCUCCCUGUUCUCAGCCCUGGCACCUGCGGCCCAGGCUGUGCGGGAUGGCUGGCACUGACGAGGUGGGCCAGUGGGGGCACACUGGAGGCUGGCAAGGGCCCGCCUCACUUCUGCCCUGCUGCUCCCUUGUUCCACACCUGCUCUGGCCUUUGGGCUCCAGCUGGGGGAGGUGCUUGGCAGGUGAGCCAGAAACCACUUCUGGGGGCGGUGCUUAGGCGUCUCCAUGGGGAAGGCGACUCCAGAGGAGCUGAGAGGCCGCGGGGCCCAGUCUCACCUUCUGUUUCCCUCACAGUGUGUGUCUGUCCAGUCGUAGGUCAGCGUGUGUCUUUGGUGUGUGUGUGUGGGGGGGGUGCCAUGCCCCCCGGGUCUCCGCUUCUCCUGUCUCCUGCCUGUCUCUUGUCUCCAGAGGAGCCGAGAGGCCGCGGGGCCCAGUCUCACCUUCUGUUUCCCUCACAGUGUGUGUCUGUCCAGUCGUAGGUCAGCGUGUGUCUUUGGUGUGUGUGGCGGUGUGUGUGUGUGUGGGGGGGGUGCCAUGCCCCCCGGGUCUCUGCUUCUCCUGUCUCCUGCCUGUCUCUUGUCUCCUGCUUUCAGAGGGUGGCGUGACUCCCACUCUGACUACUUCUCCUUUACCUUGUCUUUUCUUGGGGUGCCUUAUCCCCAGCCUCUUGCCCUCUGCACCCCCUCCACUCCCGUGAACCCCAAAGACAGAAUGGGAUUCUGGCCCUGCAAAGCACCUAGAGGCCAGUCUUGGCCUUGGGCCCUGUCCCCAUCCCCUCGUGCUACACGCCCAGGUCCCCCAGACUGGGAGGGCAUCCACAGCGCCUCAUUUUGGGGCUCUGAACCUGCUCCCCACCACAGGAAUUGUGGAAUCCAAAGGCUGCCAGAGAAUGAUGGCCUGCCCGGCUUUGGACCUCCCCCCUCGGCUGCCCAGGGGUGGACUGUGCUCCCCCAGGCUUUUCUCCCACAGGCUAAGGACAAGAAGGUGGUGCUGUCCGGGUUGGGGUCCAAGUGCUUCAGCAGUGUCCUAUUUCCCGGGCGCCGGAGCCCAGCGAGGGCCGGUCCCGCCAGUGCUGGGGGAGUGUGCUCCCCCGCCGGCUGCAGGCAGUGCUCACCCUCGCCUGGUUGCUCCCGGGCUGUCCCCAUGUUGGGGCGGGGGGUCUCCGAGCAGGAGCAGCCGGGUGUGUGUGUGUUUUGUGUUUGGGGGGCGUGAGUGUGUGUUGUGUGUGGGGGGCUCGUUCUGAAGGCAGGUGGUCUGGGUCUGGAGGGCCGGGUCACGGAUAAUGGGUCCUCCCUUCCCUAGGCUGGCCCACAGGAGCCUUGGCCCAGGGUCCUUGUGCCCUUGACCCUCCCCCCAUCUGACAGGGUUGCUGUGGCCCAGCAGGCCUGCCGCCUCUCCAGGCUGCUGCUUUGCCAGCCACACUGAGGCGCUGCUUGGACUUGAUGCACUUGCUUUUUUGUUCCCUUCUCCCCCAACACAGGAUUUGGGAGAUCUUCCUAUUUAUUUAGGGUCUGGGUAUUUAUUGCAGAUUGGCAAGUGCUUGGUUCGGGAGGCAGGGAGGCAGAACGGAGUUGGCGACACGGCGGGGGCUGGGACAUGAGAGCUGGGAUCCUCCCCAGACACCCCUGCCUGGGCCUGAGACGCCCCGACUCCCACCAGCCUGGCCCACCAUUUCCCAGAACCUGGCAGCUGGUGGUUCAGUCCUGCCCUUGACCCCUUCACAGUGAGGCCUGGGCCACCACCAGGGACCCAGCAGACACUGCCUAGACACCUGAUGCAUUCCCUCUUGCCUGUCCCCUGUGUUUUGGGGGCCAUGCUACUUGAAUCACUGCGUCUAAUUUGCCUCAGUGGCAGCCCUGGGGCCAGUGCCCUCUCUUUGACCUUGGAGUGAAGGUCAGGAGCACCAGGACUCCGCUGUGGAUAUGACCUGCCCAAGGGUCCUGCUUUUGGCCAGUUUCCUCCCAGGCCCUCAAGGGAGAUGGGAGAGCCAGAGUGCCCCAGGUGUCCUGCUGGGGAAGCUGCCCCCUCCCCAUGUUGGAACCUGUACUCCCCAGCAGUCCUCAUUCCAGGGUCAAUGUUAGCUUUUGUUUGUUCAUCUGUUUUGUUCCUUGAAUCAAUGCUAUUGACAAAUUGUGUUGAAUAAAUCAUGUGUUCUUUGC